AUGGGCUUGCCUUUACCAAUGAAUAACUUGCACGCUCCAACGGUGCCUUCUGGGCCUACAAGUGCGCCUACGACCAACGGGACCAGCAGCCAUCUGAGCUUCACGGAGCUCCAGCAAAAGAAGGACAAUGUGGAAGCUGAGCUGAAGGCCCUUGGCGCCGUCCUCGAUUCGCAUGCGGUUGACAUGAACACGCCUCUUCUCACACGAGAUGGAUUCCCGCGCUCCGAUCUCGAUGUUGCCCAGAUUCGAACCACAAGGGCGCGAAUUAUCCGUCUUAAGAAUGACUACAAGGAGAUUAUGGCCAACGUCGAAAAAUUCCUGCACGAGCAUUUUGCAAGCGCGGCGGAGGGCACACAGACAAACACGCCAGCAAUAGCUGGUGCAUCUGGGAUAUUGCCCGACAGCGAUUCCCAGCAACUUGACCAGCCAUUUGCAAAGGUCAACAGUGUUGCAGCCAACAGCCCUGCAGAGCUGGCAGGCCUCAAGGCGGGCGAUGAGAUUCGCAACUUUGGCUAUGUCAACCGAGCCAAUCACGAUGGGCUCAAGAAGGUAGCGGAAUGUGUUCAAGGAAACGAAGGAAGCAACAUUUUCAUUAAAGUGUCACGACCCUCUGGUGUUACCUCGCGGGAGGAACUGCGCUUGACACUCACACCGAGACGAGACUGGGGCGGACGAGGCAUGUUGGGCUGCCACAUUACGCCGAUGUGA
Messenger RNA from Akanthomyces muscarius, 708 nucleotides. RefSeq lists its product as uncharacterized. Bases 1 to 708 code for a protein of 235 amino acids. The transcript is spliced from 4 exons. The record is from RefSeq and is a predicted model, not a curated record. Gene Ontology annotation, molecular function: protein binding. Lineage: Eukaryota; Fungi; Ascomycota; Sordariomycetes; Hypocreales; Cordycipitaceae. Gene Ontology annotation, biological process: proteasome regulatory particle assembly. Gene Ontology annotation, cellular component: nucleus; cytoplasm.